Racocetra fulgida is the source of this 890-nucleotide messenger RNA. NCBI's taxonomy places the organism in Eukaryota, Fungi, Glomeromycota, Glomeromycetes, Diversisporales, Gigasporaceae. The record is from the annotation of a GenBank genome assembly.
AUGAAUAAAGUCGAAAAUUCUUUUCCUGUUGAAAAAAAGCAAGAUCACCGAAUGAUUGCUAAAGAAUUAGAUUUAUAUAUCCUAGACGAGAAGGCCGGACAAGGCUUGCCAAUUUUCGAAUAUUUAUACAAAACCAGCGGGCAUUUGGAUCAUUAUCAAGAAUAUAUGUUUCCAGAAAUCAGCCGCAAUAAUGAGACUUUUUAUUUACGACCGAUGACUUGCCCUCAUCACUGUCUAAUUUACCAGCAAAAGCCUCGUUCUUACCGAGACUUACCAUUCCGUCUAUGCGAAAAUUCUCUCCUGUUUCGUUAUGAAGCGUCGGGAGCCUUGAAAGGACUGGAACGACCCCCACCCGAGCAGUUAAAAGAGGAGUUGAAAAAAAAUUAUCAUUACAUUGCGGACAUUUUGACAGCCUUCAACUUUCCCAUUUCGCGUCUCGACAUUUUAAUUAAUGCUUUAAAUGAGUUGAAAUUAAGUUAUGUUAUUCUCCGAGGUGAAGCGGCUUUUUAUGGUCCAAAAUUAGACUUGGAAAUCACGGCCGCGGACGGCAAAAAUAUUACUAUUUCCACUAUCCAGUUAGAUUUCAUUCUACCCCAAAAGUUCGUGGCUAUUUUACCUUUUAAUGAAGAAAAAGAAAUUAAAGAUUAUUGUGAAAAAUUGGCAGGAGAAUUAAAGGAACUUGGUUUACGAGUAAAAAUAUUCACCAAAAAAAAAUUAAAAGACCGUAUUCGGCAAAUGUAUCAAAAAAAAAUACCUUACUAUUUGGUAAUUGGCAAUGAGGAAAUGGAGGCAAUUAAAAAAGACAAAAACGAGUCCGAACAGAAAACGGAAUUAAAAUUAAUGUCUACUUACGAGAAAGGAAAAAUAGAAAAAUUAACCCCAAAAGAAUU